Carassius auratus (goldfish) is the source of this 495-nucleotide messenger RNA. RefSeq names its product hemagglutinin/amebocyte aggregation factor-like. The record is from RefSeq and is a predicted model, not a curated record. Lineage: Eukaryota; Metazoa; Chordata; Actinopteri; Cypriniformes; Cyprinidae. Gene Ontology annotation, cellular component: extracellular matrix. The coding region runs from base 4 to 495 and encodes 163 amino acids. The transcript has 4 exons. Gene Ontology annotation, biological process: collagen fibril organization.
ACCAUGAGGAGAGUUGCUCUGUUUCUGCUACUGACUGGGCUGUUUGCCAGUGGACAAGACUGGCAUAACAACUAUGAUGAGCCUCUCAACUUUCAGUGCCCUCCAGGACAGUCUAUAUCCUCCAUCAGCAGCUAUCACAACAGUUAUCAUGAUGACCGACGUUGGAAAUUUAGCUGUAAACCCACCUUCAGCUGGGGUACAGACUGUUUCUUGUCACCUUAUGUCAAUGACUUUGACGAAACGUUCAGCUUCGAGUGUCCACCGCACCAUGUGAUCGCAGGAAUAAACAGUUACCAUAAUAACUAUCAUGAGGACAGACGGUGGCAGUUUUACUGCUGUAGAAGUAAAUGCACUUCUGAGGUCAGGGGUCAUUGUCAUUCUGGCUGUCAGUGGACUUCAUUCGUGAACUCCUUUGAUGAGUACUUCUUCUGGACUGUGCCUAUCCAGAGAGUUCUGGUGGGGACUGGAAGCUACCAUGAUGAUUUUCAUGAGUGA